Erythranthe guttata (spotted monkey flower) is the source of this 324-nucleotide messenger RNA. Lineage: Eukaryota; Viridiplantae; Streptophyta; Magnoliopsida; Lamiales; Phrymaceae. The record is from RefSeq and is a predicted model, not a curated record.
AUGGAGAAAAUUUCAAGAACCAACUCGAGCAUAAGUGAUAUGAGGAGUUACAGCACUCGUAAUUACGAAAACCCUCCUCCAUAUCUGGAUUACAACAAUAGGUUUAAGGAUGUAAGAAGCAGGAAAGAAAACAACGGUGGCGUGGUCUCGUCUUCUUCUUCAUCGAACAGAUGGAAUUACAAUUCCGACCCUGAGUUCCAGAGGAAAAGGAGAGUUGUUGCCUAUAAGGCGUAUUCCGUCAACGGUUCAAUGAUGGGUUCUGUUAAAAGAAGCUUCAGGUGGAUCAAAGAUUCUUGCAGCCGAGUCGUUCAUCGUUUGUGGUGA